GACGACUGCACGUAAUACCACCAGCUGCGAAGGACCCUCCCGACCUUGCCGGACCACCACGACACCAAUACCGGCUGGCGCUGAGCUACUGGAGGACGACUCGGCGGCGUCAAUUCGUUUGGCAACCGCAUUUUGGGUAGCAAGGCAUCCGUGUAUAACUCGACACAGUUAGUCGUCAUACGACCAAGUGCGUGGGGUUCUGGCUCGACCCGACCACCCCAUCGAGUCAUCAUCUCGUCGCCACCUCGCAACUCCUAUUUCCUGCCUCCUCCCACCUACGGCCCGCCCAUCGCACACAUCACGGCCUCACCCAAAGCAUGACUACAUUAUUACGGCCGGCGUCGCGCCAGGCCGCCCGCCUGGCGUUCACCUCCCUGCGCACAACUUCCACAAUCAGCGUGAGGCGCGCCAGAUUACCAAGGAUAUCGCCGUCAUCCUCAUCCGCAGCAUACCUCCUGCCUCGCCCACGUUUCUACUCGACCGGCCCGCCACCGCCCGAGAAGCCAAAGGAUGACGUCAAGGACGAGAAUAAGAACGAGAACCUAAAUGCCGGGGAGACCGCGCCUGGCGAGUCAAAAGAGCCUCCAAAGCUGCCUGACGGCUGGGUAUGGUUGAAUGAGGAAGACUUGGCGACGCUGAAAAAGAUGGGCGACAUGGUACCUGCGAAGCAUAGGGAGACGUUCGCCGAAGUGGAAGCCGAGGUCAGGACUGGUGGAGCCCCUCAGGAGCUCAAGGAUCUCUUGGCCAAGGGGCGAACAACCGGGCUUAGCAUCGCAGACUCUAUGAAGGUCAUCAAGAUAGCCCACAAACUAGCGGAAAGGAUGGCUCAGAAAUCCAGUGGCAUCGACUCCGACGACUCGCCAUUUUUCAACCAAAAUGAAGGCCAACGCAGCCAGCAGAACAACCAAAAUCAGCAGCAGGGUCAGGGCCAGAACCAGAACCCCAAGAACGGCAAGGGCCAACCCAAGAGCUUUGACGGAGGUGAUAUGCUGGCUUGGGUAGUGACAGCCGCGCUCUUCUAUCCUCUCUGGAGCGUGAUCUUCCCGAGCGAAUCUAGAGACAUCAGCUGGCAGGAGCUUCGCAAGAACUAUCUGGACAAGGGGCUUGUCGAAAGGCUCGUUGUCUACAACGGCAGCAGGGUCAGGGUGGAUCUGAACCAGGAGGCUACCCGGUCCAUGUACCCCGACAGCGUCGCAGCGAACCCCGGCUUCCACUUCUACGUGUCAAUUGGCUCCGUCGAGACGUUCGAGAGGCACCUGGACGAGGCCCAAACGGAACUCGGCAUUCCAGCUCCCGAGAGGAUACCCGUGACGUACGCGGCAGAAGGCCAGCUCGCCAACCUGCUGCUAGCAUUCGGCCCCACACUGCUCAUCGUCGGCCUGAUCUAUUAUACCAUGAGGAGAGGUCCUGGCGGUGGUGGUGGUGCUGGAGGCGGUAUGUUCGGCUUCGGCAAGAGCAAGGCCAAGAUGUACAACCACGAGUCGGCCGUCAAGGUCAAGUUCGCCGAUAUUGCCGGUAUGGACGAAGCAAAGGUCGAGAUCAUGGAGUUCGUCUCUUUCCUGAAGAAGCCGGAGCGAUUCCAGAGGCUGGGCGCAAAGAUCCCUCGCGGUGCCAUCUUGUCUGGUCCACCCGGAACCGGUAAGACGCUGCUCGCAAAGGCCACUGCCGGUGAAUCAGGUGUGCCUUUCUUCAGCGUCAGUGGAUCUGAGUUCGUGGAAAUGUUUGUCGGUGUCGGUGCCUCAAGAGUGCGGGAUCUGUUCGCGCAAGCGCGCAAGAACGCCCCUUGUAUUGUUUUCAUCGACGAGAUUGACGCCAUUGGCCGUUCUCGUGGCGACGGCAACCGUAACUUCGGUGGCAACGAGGAGCGAGAGGCAACCCUGAACCAGAUUCUCACGGAAAUGGACGGCUUCAACACACAGGAGCAGGUCGUGGUCCUCGCGGGUACGAAUAGGCCGGACGUUCUCGACAAAGCCUUGAUGCGACCUGGUCGUUUCGACAGGCAGAUCUAUAUCGAUAGGCCCACGAUGAAGGGUCGUGCGGAUAUCUUCAAGGUCCACCUUGCCAACGUCGUCACCAAAGAAGAUAUGGAGCAUCUUUCCGGAAGGCUCGCUGCUCUGACACCAGGCUUCUCUGGCGCUGACAUCGCCAACGCCGUCAAUGAAGCCGCCCUCGUCGCCGCAAGAGCAAAUGCCGAAAGCAUCGAGAUGACCCAUUUCGAGCAGGCUAUCGAGCGUACCAUCGGAGGUCUGGAGCGAAAGUCACUGGUUCUCGGCCCCGAGGAGAAGAAGACAGUGGCAUAUCACGAAGCAGGACACGCUAUCUGCGGCUGGUACUUCGAAUAUGCCGACCCCCUGCUUAAAGUGUCCAUUAUUCCCCGCGGUCAGGGUGCCCUCGGUUACGCACAAUACCUGCCCACAGGAGACGCCUACCUGAUGAACACCAAGCAAUUAAUGGACCGCAUGGCUAUGACCCUGGGCGGCCGCAUUUCGGAGGAGCUCAACUUCACCACCGUCACGACUGGCGCGAGCGACGACUUCAAGAAGGUGACGGCGAUGGCCACCAACAUGGUAACGCGGUGGGGCAUGUCGGAUAAGCUGGGCCCGAUCCAUUUCGACCAGGACCAGAACCAGUUCAACAAGCCAUUCGCGGAGAACACGGCGCAGCAGAUCGACGCCGAGGUCAAGCGCAUCGUGGACGCCGCGUACAAGCAGUGCAAGGACCUGCUGACGGAGAAGAAGAAGGAGGUCGGCAUCGUGGCGGAGGAGCUGCUGAAGCGCGAGAUGCUCACCCGUGACGACAUGGUGAGGCUGCUGGGACCCCGCCCCUUCAAGGACAAGGAGGAGUUCACCAAGUACUUUGACGGGACCAAGAGCGCGCCACCACCACCGCCGUCCGAGGGUGGCGUCGGAACCCUAGACGACCCACCAACCCCGUCACCCGCCUUCCAGCGUUGGCAAUGAGUGCUUUCUUUUUCUUCUCCUGGGAGCGAAAGGGACUACUAUUGUCAAUCACUCACCACUCUACUCUACUCUUUUAAGACACGGCCCGAGCGUCCUCCCGGGCCACAAAAGCGCCUCCGGAAUGUGUCAUGGGAUGGAUAAUAGCACCUGGGUUGCUUGGAUUUGUACAAAUAACGGGAUAUAUUUCAAGGGGGAGGGGUGACCAGGCCGCGCGGGAAGUUGGUCCAGCGUGGAAAUAUAUUUAGAUGCAUGAUGUCCUGUACCAGUUAGAUGUUCAGGCUCAUAAAAGCGAUUCAAGACACGAGGAAUGUGCCUCCUGCAUUUCCUGGGAGUGAGGCUCGGCCAGAGCGCAUGUGUCUGAAGAAGGAUGCUGAGGGUAGGUUUAGGUAUCACUUCACCCUCUCCUCAAACUCCCUACACAAAAAGAUUCCCGAAGCACCUUUGAGACAGUCUAACAGUGAACAUGUUGUAUAAUUCGCUGCUGCCAAGUUGCAAGCUAUGCUAGUUAGUGCCCAUGGGGGCGGGUCUAAUUUUCAAGACGAUAACAACAUGAGAAUAGGGAUUUCGACAGAGCCAUUUCGACCAGAUUUGCCCGACCCGACUCGAGCUCCUCCGCCACUAAAAAAGAAUAUGAUGAAGACAGUUGGAAUCAAUAAAGAAGCUCGUGUUGCAGCGAUGAAAAUGGCUGGCCAAGAAAUACUCAAAAUCCGACAGCGCCUUGUAUCAACCCCGAAUGCAUAUGGACUCUGAUAUAUCACAGACGCCUACCUGAGGGUCUCCUACAGCGCAUGGUACGCGAUCUCAUUCUCCCGCGGCCUAACGAUCAACCAAUCAGUAAUCUUGCGGCUCAGACGGACACUCGUCUCAUCCACCCCCCUCCAGAACAGGUCCGAGGCCAGGAGGCACACGACGGCCGUGAGGACCCACGUGAGCGCAAAGGCGGAGCUGAUGUCCCACCCGCACGAGGCGGUCAGGAAGACGAGGGCGUGGGCGCUCAGGAUGUUGAGCAGGCCGUAGUGCAGCAGGUAGAAGGAGAAGCUGAUCUCGCCGAAGUAGCGGAAGGGCGUGGUGCUCAGCAGCCACUGGGCGGGGGGCAGGGCCUCGAGCGAGGCGAGCACCAUGAGGGCGCCGACGCUCGCGUACAGGAAGUCGAUGUCGGUGCCGACGUAGUGCGAGGGGGUGAAGACGGCGUGGAUGGUGGCGUAGGGCUGCAUGGUCCCCUCCUCGGCGCCGUCGGGCCAGGCGCACACGACGACGGACGG
This is a messenger RNA of Diaporthe batatas, 4222 nucleotides long. RefSeq lists its product as uncharacterized. The record is from RefSeq and is a predicted model, not a curated record. Gene Ontology annotation, biological process: mitochondrial protein processing; protein-containing complex assembly. Gene Ontology annotation, molecular function: ATP binding; metalloendopeptidase activity; ATP-dependent peptidase activity. Lineage: Eukaryota; Fungi; Ascomycota; Sordariomycetes; Diaporthales; Diaporthaceae. The transcript has 2 exons. Gene Ontology annotation, cellular component: m-AAA complex; membrane. The coding region runs from base 318 to 2960 and encodes 880 amino acids.